AUGGCUACCCAGAGCAGAGAGGAUGGCAUCACACUGUCAAGGGAGGAAAUGGAAACCCUGAAUGCUGCCUUUGAGCAGGGCACCCUUGCUGGAGCAGCAUCCAGGCUGCAAGAGAUCCUGGAGUCACUAGAGACUGUCCACCUGGACAUGGUCAUCAUGGGUGAAACAGGUUCUGGGAAGUCAUCCUUUGUCAACGCGCUCCGGGGGCUGAGAGAUGAGGAUGCAGGAGCUGCCCGUACUGGUGUGGUGGAGACCACACAGGAGCCGACCCCAUACCAGCACCCCCAGUACCCCAAUGUGACCAUCUGGGAUCUUCCAGGAAUCAGCACAUUUGGUAUCUACCCAGAGGCCUACCUAGAUCAGCUUGGCUUCUCAUCUUGCAAUAUCUUCAUCAUCAUCGCCUCACAGCACUUCACAGCCCAACAUGCCGUGCUGGCCCACCAUAUCCAGAGCAUGGGCAAGAGCCUCUACUUUGUCCGCUCCAAAGUGGAUGUGGACCUGGACUCCUCUCUCCAGCGCCGACCGUCCAGCUACAGUGAGGCAGGGGUGCUCCAGGAGAUCCAGGAGGACUGCGAGGAGGGCCUGCGGGCCCAAGAGAUUGAGUUUUCCAGGGUCUUCCUGCUCUCUGCCUUUGAGCUGGGCAAGUACGACUUCCACCUCCUGAAGGAGACCUUGGAGAAGGAGCUGAGACACCACAAAUGGGAAACCUUCCUGCUGGCCCUGCCAGGCAUCUCCCUGCAAAUCCUGGAGAAGAAGAAAGCCUCCAUGCUGCAGCACAUGUGGCUGGUCUCAACUGUGGCCAGUGGUAUCCACACUGUGCCCAUCCCUGGGCUCUCCAUCUCCUGCGAUGUGGACCUCUUGGUCAGGACAUUACAAGGCUACUGCAAGACAUUUGGCCUGGAUGACAACUCUUUAGAGAAACUGGCAGCACAAAUGGAUCAGCCUGUGGGACAGCUGAGGGCUUUGGUCAAGUCACCUCUGGCCAAAGCGGUCUCCAAGACGCUGGUGGUGCAGCUGCUGACUCAAGCAACCAGCAUGGUGCCAAAGUUAUCCAAGCAGGUGGUCAGCACUGCCCCCGUGCUGGCCUCCAUGGCCUCUGGAGCACUGUCUUUUGCCACUACGUACAAGAUGAUAAGGAGCUUUGUGGACAAGGUCACUGAAGAUGCCCAGAGGGUGCUGAUCAAAGUGUUUGAGGUGGAAGCUGAGAAGUGAUCCAGAAAGGAGGAAAAGAAACAUCAAGGCACACUCUUUUGAGGGAGG
Messenger RNA from Alligator sinensis (Chinese alligator), 1260 nucleotides. RefSeq names its product interferon-inducible GTPase 5-like. The record is from RefSeq and is a predicted model, not a curated record. The transcript has a single exon. Lineage: Eukaryota; Metazoa; Chordata; Crocodylia; Alligatoridae. Bases 1 to 1212 code for a protein of 403 amino acids. Gene Ontology annotation, cellular component: membrane. Gene Ontology annotation, molecular function: GTP binding; GTPase activity.